AUGGUGUGUACCCACCAACGAUUCAAACGUAAUGGCUCGGAACUAACUUUUGUAAGCUUGGAAAACUUGAUCCCAAAAGAGGAAUGUAAAAAUGAAUUGGAGGCACGUGAUUAUGAGGCUAAGUUUAGGAACAACGAGAAACCUCUGCAUGUGAGCUACCUUGUGAGGAAAGAGGAGUUCCAAGGAUUGAUCGUUAUUGUCAUGCAUGGAGGAGAUUAUAACUCACCGGACUUCUUGCUCUCUCCCUUUUUCGGGAUCAAUCGACCUUUCUCCGCCGACUCCUUAUUCUCUCUCUCCUCCCGAGUCACCGGCGCCAGACCACCACUGCUUUCCUCUCCGCCGACUCCACAACGAAGAGAAGCCACAAUAUCGCCGGCCGCUGCCUUCCUGCAUACUCCGAUGAAGAAAACAGGUACUCUGUUGGAGAACGUCCUACGGGUACAAGAAACCUACGGUAAUGACGCUUCAUCAGUCGACCAACUUGUCGACCGCCUCCGCACCACUUUUCCCAAAUACCGUCUUUACAAGCUCCAACCUUUCACCAGAAAGGUGAAACAAACCCUCGCUUCCAGCAACAUAACAGGAAAGAAAAGACGAAUUGAGUUACAUGAAUCAGAGUCUUCAUCCUCGGAAUCGCAAUCAGAUGAUGGCGACGAAGAAGAUAGAAGUCCAGUUUUGACAUCUGAGGAUGAUGUAUAUAGCCUGAAAUCAGAACCGGAGUUUGAUUUAACAAAGUCGAGACUUAGAAACACGUACAGAAAGGAAACCAAAACGGUUGGUUCAAUGAAAGAAUAUACAUAUAGACGUGUUAAGGCACAAAAACGGAGCAACUUAUCAAAUGAUGUUGAUGCGAAUGGAAGACACAAUGAUGAUGGUGUUGAUGCGAAUGGAAGACACAACGAUGGGCCAAGGGUUAAGGACUUUGGUGGAAUGGAUGAUGUGAUAAAUAUGUUGAAGAAACAGGUGAUUAUUCCUUUAUAUCAUCCAGAGUUACCUCGUAGGCAUGGAGUUAGGCCAACGGUUGGCAUUUUGUUACAUGGUCCGCCAGGGUGUGGAAAGUCAACGCUAGCUCGAGCCAUUGCUAUCGAGACUGGAUUUCCAUUCUAUGAGGUUGCAGCCAGUGAGAUGGUCUCUGGUAUAUCAGGUGCAUCAGAAGAGAACAUACGAGAGCUAUUUUCAAAAGCAUACAGAACAACACCAUCUAUAGUUUUCAUCGACGAAAUCGAUGCAAUUGCUUCAAAAAGAGAAAAUCAUCAAACAAAAAUGGAAAGCCGGAUUGUGACACAAUUAUUGGCAUGCAUGGAUCAAUCCCACAGAGGUGUAAAACAAGGAUACGUCUUAGUAAUUGGUGCUACUAACAGACCUGAUGUUCUUGACCCAGCAUUAAGAAGGACUGGAAGGUUUGAUCGUGAGAUUGCUUUAGGUGUCCCAGAUGAAAAAGCAAGAUUGCAGAUUCUUAAAGUUGUUACACGUGAUUUGAGAGUGUCAGGUGAUCUUGAUCUAGUGAAAGUUUCUAGGGCGACUUCAGGGUAUGUUGGUGCUGAUUUGGAAGGACUGGUGACUGAAGCUGGGAGUCUUGCUAUGGCAAGAGUCAUAGAUGAAAGAGAGUUGGAACUUUGUAAAGGAAGUGAGAAAAAUGAACGUUGGUGGGAGAAAGGGUGGUCUGUUGAGGAAUUAGAGAAACUUGAAGGCGUGAGAAUGUUGGAUUUUGAGGUAGCAAUAAAAAAUGUUAUCGCGUCUUCCAAAAGAGAAGGUUUUUCUAUGAUUCCAAAUGUUAAAUGGGAAGAUGUUGGAGGUCUUGAUACUUUGAGAAGGGAGUUUAACCGUAAUAUAAUUGGGCCUAUAAAAUUUCCUGACGAGUUUGAUCAGAAAUGUGGACUUGAUAUGGAGAUGGGGUUUUUGCUAUAUGGACCACCUGGUUGUGGGAAAACAUUAAUUGCCCAAGCUGUUGCUAAUGAAUCAGGAGCAAAUUUCAUAUACGUUAAGGGUCCUGAGCUUUUGAGCAAAUAUGUUGGUGAGGCUGAAUCGGCAAUUCGAACAAUAUUCAGUCGUGCAAGGACGUGUUCCCCAUGCAUAGUGUUCUUCGAUGAGAUAGAUGCUCUGACAACAAACCGUGGAAAAGAAGGGGGACACGUGGUCCAGGGAGUUGUGACUCAGCUUUUGGUAGAGCUAGAUGGUGUUGACCAACGAAAGGGCGUUUAUGUAAUUGGUGCUACAAACAGGCCUGAGAUGGUGGACAAGGCACUCUUACGACCCAAAAGAAUGGAGAAGCUUGUGUAUGUGCCUCUGCCAAAUCCAGAUGAACGUGGGUUGAUCUUGAAAGCUCUUGCUAGGAAUAAGCCAAUAGAUGCUGACGUGGACUUGAUUGCUAUUGGUCAGAGUGAGGCUUGUGCAAAUUUUAGUGGAGCCGAUCUUUUUGCAUUGAUGAAAGAAGCUAUCAUGAUUGUUCGUGAAGAGAGAUUUAACAUAAUGCAAGCUGCAAAAGCUAGAGAUGAACCAAAAAGCUCAUUACGUGGGUUGCCACAUACUAUUAAAGCUAUACAUUUUGAGCAAGCUUUGGGAAAAAUCUCCCCUUCUGUCUCAGAUAAGCAAAUACAAUAUUUACAUCGACUAUCAAAGACGUUUGGAGCAUCGUAA
This is a messenger RNA of Lactuca virosa, 2637 nucleotides long. NCBI's taxonomy places the organism in Eukaryota, Viridiplantae, Streptophyta, Magnoliopsida, Asterales, Asteraceae. The record is from the annotation of a GenBank genome assembly.